AUGACGUACUGCAAUGCAAGGAUCCUCCAAGGUUUCAAGGCUAACAGGAGACGAGUUUUCCAGCAACAGGUGGAAGAGAAGGCUAAGAGGGGCGGUCAAGAGCAAUCCAAGGAAACAGCCGCAGGUAUAGGCACUCAAAGCGAGCAGGAUCAAAAGAGUGCACCAUAUCUCAUUGCAGGAUUCUUUCACCCUUACUGCAACGCUGGCGGUGGUGGGGAGCGUGUGCUAUGGACAGCAAUUCGUGAUAUCCAGCAAAAAUACCCACAUGUGAUAUCAGUCGUUUACACAGGAGAUACGGAUGUCGACAAGGAGUCAAUUCUGGAAAGGGUCCGUACUCGGUUCAACAUCGAGCUGGAUCCCGCCCUGGUCGGAUUCGAAUUCCUGAAGAAACGCUCCUGGGUGGAGAAUGCGACGUGGCCUCGGUUUACGUUGAUUGGACAGAGCAUUGGUUCGAUCGUCUUGGGAUGGGAGGCUCUUCAGUGCGUCGUACCUGAUAUCUGGAUCGACACAAUGGGAUAUGCGUUCACGUACCCAGCAGCAAGGAUGUUUGGCGGAUGCCAGGUCGUUGCAUACGUUCACUACCCAACGAUCAGCUCCGACAUGAUCGGCCGUGUGGCCAGUCGAGAGAGCGGCCAUAACAAUGCGGCCGAGGUCGCAUCCAGCUCACUCUAUACGAUUCUGAAACUUGUCUAUUACCGCUGCUUUGCAUUCCUCUACGCAAUUAUCGGUGCACUAGCUCAUGUUGUAAUGGUUAAUUCCUCCUGGACCAAGGCCCACAUUGAUUCAUUGUGGAAGAUCAAGUCCACGGUCGUGUAUCCGCCUUGUGAUACAGAGGCGUUCAAAGGUUUCUCUCUCAAGGAUCGGAAACGGAUCGUGGUCAGUGUGGCACAGUUCCGGCCGGAGAAGGGACAUGGCCUACAGUUGGAGGCGAUGGCACAACUGUUGAAAGAUCAUCCGGAAUAUCGUCAAACUGCGGAGGGGGAUAAGAACCCAAAGGCGGUGCAGCUUGUCAUGCUCGGAAGCGCUCGCAAUGAAGGUGACCAGGCCAGGAUAAAGCAGCUGAAGAAGAAGGCUGCCGACCUUGAGAUUUCUGACAAUGUCACGUUUGUCGUAAACGCACCUUUCAGUGAUCUCCAGGCAUGGCUGGCGCGCUCUAAGAUUGGCAUCCAUGCCAUGCUGGAUGAGCACUUUGGUAUUGGCGUUGUCGAGUAUAUGGCUGCAGGAUUAAUACCAGUUGCUCACAACUCUGCAGGUCCAAAAAUGGAUAUUGUGCAGCCAUAUCACAACGAACCUACGGGAUACUUGGCAAUUACCGCAAAAGAAUUUGCGGACGCGAUCGAAAAGGUGCUAUCGGCCGAGGAAGGAUCGCUUUUAGAUAUGCAGCUUCGCGCUCGGGAUAGUGUUCAGGAACGGUUCUCGGAGAAGGUCUUUGGGGAGCAAUUGCAGAAGUGUAUGCACGAAGUGCUGUCGCUCGAGAAGGUCACUAUCUAUGGACGCAAGCUGAUCGAUCCGCCGGUGGAGGAGGCCAGGUAG
Molecule: messenger RNA, 1533 nt
Organism: Gamsiella multidivaricata
Lineage: Eukaryota; Fungi; Mortierellomycota; Mortierellomycetes; Mortierellales; Mortierellaceae
Exons: 5
Coding region: 1-1533 (510 amino acids)
Biological process (GO): protein N-linked glycosylation
Cellular component (GO): endoplasmic reticulum membrane
Molecular function (GO): GDP-Man:Man(3)GlcNAc(2)-PP-Dol alpha-1,2-mannosyltransferase activity
Source: RefSeq, a predicted model, not a curated record